Messenger RNA from Penicillium soppii, 3114 nucleotides. RefSeq lists its product as uncharacterized. The transcript has 3 exons. Bases 1 to 3114 code for a protein of 1037 amino acids. NCBI's taxonomy places the organism in Eukaryota, Fungi, Ascomycota, Eurotiomycetes, Eurotiales, Aspergillaceae. Gene Ontology annotation, molecular function: small GTPase binding. The record is from RefSeq and is a predicted model, not a curated record. Gene Ontology annotation, cellular component: cytosol; nuclear envelope. Gene Ontology annotation, biological process: protein import into nucleus.
AUGGAGCAAGCACUCCUGUCGCUCCUGGCAGACACCCAGUCAGCCAAGGCCGAUACCAGAAAAGGCGCAGAAUUGCAGCUGAACAACUUAUACGCUCAUGAAUCCUUCCCAAUCUCCCUCACAUCAAUUGCCUCGCACGAGUCAGUCCCAGUCAACCUGCGCCAAUCCGCCCUUUCCGUGCUGCGUACCUUCAUUGCCGCCUCCUGGUCCCCCGUCCUCGACGAAUUUAAGGGCCAGAUCCUCAUCAACGACGCGAACAAAGCAAACGUUCGCCAGGCGCUACUGUUGCUUGCGACAAGUGAUACCCCUGAGCGUAAGGUAAAGAAUUCUGCCAGCUAUGCUGUCAGCAAGAUCGCCAGUGCCGACUUCCCAGACGAUUGGCCCGAGCUGCUCCCUUCGCUGCUGCACAUUAUCAACGACUCCUCUAGUACCGACGGUCAAUUGCACGGCGGACUUAAGGUUUUGCUGGAUCUUGUCGACACGGGCUUCAGCGAGGAGCAAUUUUUCAAUGUCGCCCGCGAUCUCGUCUCGUCCCUUUUCGCCGUCGCUACCGCUGAGUCUAGGCGGCCAAUCCUGCGCGCUCUGGCUGUCGCAGUUUUCCGCUCUUGCUUCGAUACCCUGGAAAUGGUCCUGGAACAACACAAGACGGCUAUCAAACAGUUUAUGGAUGAGGUGCUUAGCGGAUGGUCGCCCUUCUUUGAUGCCACCCUGAAGGCACCACUACCGCAACCACCCACCGAGGAGGAGGCGCACAAACAAGGAGAUAUUGCCUCUCAAUGGCGAGGAAUUGUGGGAUUAAAAGUCCAAGUCGUCAAGACUCUUAUGAAAAUCCGCAACGUGUUCCCUGCUUUGUUGACAGCACAGAGCUCGCUUUUCUUCUCAACUGUCUGGGCCGAACUUAACAACGCGCUGCCCAUUUACCAAAACUUUUAUAUUCAGGAUGAGAGACAAGGUCGUUUGGAGGAUGGAGAUGGGCUUCCCCACUCCCUCGAUUACCUGGUUUUGGAAGAGCUUGACUUAAUUCAAGCCUUGUUGAAGGCUCCUCCGGUAAAGGCAGAGCUACAGCAGCAACUGCAAAAUGCAGGUGCUGCUGCCAGCACGUCCGGCUGGCUUCCGGAAAUUAUGAAGCUAGCUAGUUCAUACGCCCAGAUUACAACCGAAGAGGAGGGUCUAUGGGAAAUUGACGUGAAUCUUUUCCUUUCGGAAGAAACUUCUGUCACAGCCAAUUACACCCCUCGUACUUGCAGCGGCGAUCUGGUCAUCAAGACCGGCGAAUGGUUGAAGGGCACAGCAGCCGAGGGUCUCCUGAGUUACAUGGACACCCUCUUCUCAGAUACAUCCGUCUCAUGGAAACCUCGGGAAGCUGCUCUUUACAUUUUGAACAAUAUGCUUCGCGACUUUGGGGAAGUUGACCAAGAGAUCUCCCCAGAGCUGGCAUCCCGGUUCACCCAGUUCGUGCAGUAUGCUACCCAGCAAGAACAAGAACUCUUGCGUGCUCGAGGCUACCUUGUUGCCGGUGCUUUGUCCAAGGUUGCUGGUGAAACAUUUCAGCACACUACAUCAUCUUAUCUCGAGGCUACUCUAAAGGCAAUUGCCGAGGAUCCCGCGGAAGUAGUCCAAGUGGCCUGCAUUCGGGUGCUGCAAGACUUGAUGCCCUCUCUGCCGACUGGCCUUGCUCGCCCCUUCCAACCCGCAGUGAUCGCAGCCAUCUCAGAAUUCAUCUCCACACACGACCUCCGUGAACAGACUGAAUCCGACGACCUCAAGGUCACAUUGGCCGAAACCCUCCGGGAUACCAUUAUGGCCGACUCGAGUGUGGUCCUCUCAUCUACUGCUAUUGAUGUGCUAUUUAGCAUCGCUAGCAGCGGCGCUGAAAACUUCCAGUUAACGUUGACUGUCACCGAGGCAUUUGAAGACAUUGUGGAUCAGAUCACUGACCUCGGCCCCGAUUCUUACAUGCGCCUCUGCGAAAAGGUGCUGCCAUCUUUGAUGGGUGCAAUCGAUGUUGGAAACCUGACAGACGAAAAUGAUCUGACGAAUUUCGCGGCUGAUCUCCUACGCGCUUUGGCCGAACGUAGCCCCGAGCCGAUGCCCGCUGGAUUCGUGGAAACCGUGAUGCCUAAGUUGAACCGACUGCUGAUGGAAUCUGAUGAGGCUGAGUUGAUUCGUCCCGCCACAGAGGCCGUGCGACACAUGCUUUCUCACGACUUCGCCCAGUUCAUUGUCUGGCGGGAUCCCCAGUCCGGCAAGGAGGCCCUCGAAGUUGUGUUGAUUAUAAUCGCCCGGCUGCUAGGCCCGGCUGUUGACGACAAUGCAGCCACUGAGGUCGGGCAGCUGGCAGCCGAGUUAGUCGAGAAGGCCGGCUCGGAGCGCCUUGGUCCUUACCUACCCCAACUCCUCCAAGCCGUGGCCCAGCGGCUGGCGACAGCCCAACAAGCCCAAUUCAUCCAGAGUCUCAUUCUUGUUUUCGCCCGACUCACACUUGUCAGUGCACGCGAGGUCGUCGACUUCUUGGCCCAAGUCAACCUCGGCGGCCAGAGCGGACUCGACGUCGUCUUGAGCAAGUGGCUCGAAAACUCAGUUAACUUUGCCGGCUACGACGAGAUCAAGCAAAACAUCUUCGCCCUCGCACGUCUGUACGAGCUUGCCGAUCCCCGCGUUGCGGAAGUUCCCGUCAAAGGGGACCUCAUCAUUCAAGAUACCGGCCGAAUCAAGACCCGGUCACAAGCCCGCAAGAACCCAGACCAAUUCACGACUGUGCCAGCGCCAUUGAAGAUCGUCAAGGUCCUUGUCGAAGAGCUCGGUGCCUCAUCAGGGAACAAGGAGAUUGACGCGGCGACUGCGGCUCUGGACGACGCCGAUAGUGACGAUGGUGAUGACGACUGGGAAGACGUACCGGGACAAAUUCUGGACCUCGGCCUCGGAGCUACGAAACAGGAGCUAAUGGGUUGGGGCGAGGGCGGCUCCGAGAGCGUCUUUGGUGUCCGUCGCCGCGACGAUGAAACACAGGGUUUCCUGGCGGACUUUUUCCGACAGGCCUCGACCCAGGUCGGAUUCCAGGAAUUGUACGCAGCCCUGACUCCUGAUGAGCAGGCUAAGCUGCAAAGUCUUUAA